UAUAGGAGUCAUGUGCAUAUUAUCCUAAUGACUUCGCCGACACAUAGAAGGUGGUCAGAUUGGGGACACACCAUUUCCCCCCUUCUGAGGAUAGAGUAGCGCAGGUAAUGGAAGUCUAAUUACCAACGCAUGAUCACACUCCCAAUUCGUCUCAUGCAAACACGCCGUAAUGGCGGCCACUUCAGCAGCACCGGAUGUGAGUUCAGUUUCUGGCCUUCUUUCUCGUCUGGAAUCGACCUCUAAGCCAUUUCUCCAUCACCAGAGCUCUUUGAGGCUUACGCUCAAACGAUGCGGUCACAUCUCCUUACGAGUUUCUCGCAACGGCGCCGAAAAUUUAUGCAGCGGCGCUUGUGGGGAUAAACAGAAGACGAUUGAGCCGAUUGAAUUGGAAAAACUCGUUGAAGAUUAUCCUUUCGCGUUCAAUUCCAAGGACCCACCAAAUCCACUUCCAAGACCUUUGACAUCGGCUGAUUUGUCAAAUAUGGCACCCCAAGGAUCUCAUCUUCGCGUGGCUUAUCAGGGGGUGAGAGGUGCCUAUAGUGAAUCAGCUGCAGAGAAGGCGUAUCCAAAUUGUGAAGCAGUACCUUGUGAACAAUUUGAUACUGCUUUUAUGGCUGUUGAAAGUUGGCUUGUUGAUAGAGCAGUCCUGCCAAUUGAAAAUUCUCUAGGGGGAAGUAUUCAUAGGAAUUAUGACCUUUUGCUUCGACACCAUUUGCAUAUAGUUGGAGAAGUCAAACUUGCCAUAAAACACUGCUUACUAGCUAGUCCUGGUGUGGAAAUCAAAGAUCUAACAAGAGUUCUAAGCCAUCCUCAGGCACUUGCCCAAUGUGAGAACACUUUAACAGACCUUAGAUUGGUCAGAGAAGCUGUUGAUGAUACUGCAGGGGCAGCAAAGUAUGUUGCUUCUCACAAACUGAAAGAUGCUGGGGCUGUGGCUAGCCUCACUGCUGCAAGGAUAUAUGGAUUGGAUGUACUUAAACACAAUAUACAGGAUGAUUCUGAUAAUGUUACUCGGUUCUUAAUGCUGGCUAGAGAGCCCAUAAUUCCUGGCACCAAUAAACCUUUUAAGACAAGUAUAGUGUUUUCUCUUGACGAAGGCCCUGGUGUUCUUUUUAAGGCACUUGCUGUUUUUGCUAUGAGGAAUAUCAACCUUACAAAGAUUGAAAGUCGUCCUUUGCACUCCUUGCAGAAGAUGGGUUUGCAAACAAUUGACAGUAACACUGAUGGUUUUCCUAAAUAUUUUCCCUAUCUGUUUUAUGUGGAUUUCGAAGCAUCCAUGGCCGAGGAAAGGGCCCAAAAUGCUUUAGGCAACCUAAAGGAAUUUGCUAAAGUUUUGAGAGUCCUGGGGAGUUAUCCAGCAGAUAAUGGCAUGCCUUGACAUUUGAACCUGGAAACUCUUGAACGAUUCAUGCUGUUUCCUCGAAGAAAAAAGCCAGUUUUUUGCACUUGAAACAUUUGGCUGAUUUGAUCAGGGGAAAUAAAUAUAAAUUUUGAACUUCAUCGAAAACAAAAUCUAGUUAGUAUAUCAUUUCUCGAGGUCUCUUAUUUUUUAUUUAUUUUUGUUGCAAACUAGAAAUCUACGGUAGUAGCCUGCUUCUUUUUCCUUUUAGCCGGUCAGUUCUUGUAUUUUUGUUUUCUCGAAUUGGACAUAAAGAUAUUCAUUUAUUUAUUUGUGCAGUUUUCAUUUGAACUUCUCCUACAAAGAGACCGAUGCAUUGAUACUUUGAAUUAGG
This is a messenger RNA of Cuscuta epithymum, 1733 nucleotides long. The record is from the annotation of a GenBank genome assembly. NCBI's taxonomy places the organism in Eukaryota, Viridiplantae, Streptophyta, Magnoliopsida, Solanales, Convolvulaceae.